AUGAUGGCGCUGAAAGAAUCGAUUGAAACGCGUAGUCCUAUGGUUAUCAUUUCAACAGUAGAAAAUGAACGUGUUCGAGAGCAGCUUAGCGAGAUGCGGCCUCGCGAGAGCAAUGUCGACACUAGUCAACCUCCAAAAAGGAAGAGGGGUCGGCCGCGGAAAAAUCCUGAGGAAGUGAAGCAUGAAGAAGUGAAGAAACCAAGAGCGAAAAGGAGAAGUCGUGCCAAGCGCGAUAGUUCCGACAGUAAUGAAGAAUUCAGCCUUGAUGAUGAUGAUAUCGAAGAAGAUGAGGAGGAUGAGUUGGAAGAGCCUGAAGAUGAUCCAAACGAUCCAGAAUUUGAGCCAAAUCGGCGAACCAGCCGUCGACAACGAAAGCCGGUCAAAACGUACAACACUAGGGUAUUAUUGAAAGAAGAAAUGUCAAAAGCUAGAGAAACGUUUAAAGUGAGCAGAGGGCGCGGACGUGGUCGCCCUCGUGGAAGUGGUCGAAGAGCUAACAUUGAUUUGAGUUUUCUGGAAGAUCCGAGACGAACACGUGUUACCGACGAAAACGAGUUCGAAAGGCUUCUUGACGAAGAGGUGGCACUGUAUGAACAGCAUCUUCCCAAAUUACCACCUGUGAUACCCGAUCCAAGUCAAAGGUUAUAUGUUGUUCGGGUUGAUUCAGUGGAAGCCCUUGCAAAUGCUGGCGCCGGUUUUCGUCUCAUGACCAGUUGUGUUACCGAUGACAUGAUGGUAUCGCUCUUUUUUGAUUGGGAGGUUCCUUAUUUAGGGGAAAAUAGUAGUUUCUUAGGGCAACACCCUAUUGUUGAGUUACGCCAUCUCACUACGGAUAGGUAUUUUGUCAAUAAUAAUGCCGAGGACGUGGUGCAACUUGCCCAAGUGCUGCGGCACGUGUGGAACCAACUUCCGUUAGGCAAACGCUUAGCCUGGGAAGACGCGGCGCACAAAGCAGCUCUGAAAAACCAUACAGCCAGGGACGACGGUGAAGCAGCAGGCGAUGAAUAUGUACAUGUCCGUAGUGAGGCUAUGCCAGUGCGAGAGUUCCCAUUUGGCCUGGAUCCUCAUCUGCCCAAUUCAUGGCGAGCGCAAGCUUUUAAUGGUCCUGCAGCAUCCGAUAUGAUCAGAAAACAAAGGCCUAUUAUAAGCUCUUGCUGCGACGUUCGCGAAACGUGGAAGUCUUUCAUUGAUGUGCAGGCUCAUCUUUUGGGUGGUCAUUAUACCGCUAUAUUCUAUGCUUGUCAUUUUUGCGGUGUUCUUUUUCACUCAGUAGAGGCACUUUUGACACACGUGGAUUGCGCGAGAUGGACAAGUAUGCUUCUUAAUCAAGUGGUAAAAGGUGGAGGGAAACAGAAGGUUGAAAUGAAGGUUGCCUACCUUUUCAUGGUAUGUACAGAUUGUGGCUUAUGGUUACCAAUACGAGUAAAUUAUCCACCAGAUCGGCUUCCUAAGGCGUGGUGCUUUUUUGCCACCGUUAUGGAGAGUCAUUCAUGUAAGAAGCUGGUACCUUUGCUAGUAUACAUGGCGGAGUAUGUAGACGUACCGUCCAGAGAUGCACGUCUUAUUAUCCACUUUGUUCCGUCAUUUUUGAAGUAA
Strongylus vulgaris is the source of this 1596-nucleotide messenger RNA. NCBI's taxonomy places the organism in Eukaryota, Metazoa, Nematoda, Chromadorea, Rhabditida, Strongylidae. The record is from the annotation of a GenBank genome assembly.